AUGGAGAGGCAGCUCACGGCCCCGCUGCGCAUCGAGCCCCUUGGCCCUCCGACUAAGAUCAGCACCAAGCAGACGUACACGCACCUCGCGCAGUUCGUGGACCACCUCGCGCCGUCGCCUGCGCGGACGCAGCUCGAGCGGCUCGCGGACGCGCUCGGCGUCGAAGUGGGCGCGAUUGCCGCGUCCGAGGGCGAGGCGCGGGAGAAGAAACGCGAGGCAGAGCGCGCGGCGGCGCGCGCGGAGCGGCGCAGGACGCGGGAGGCUGUGCGCGUUGCUGAGGCUGAAGCCGAGGCCAAGGCCGACAAGGACGCCCUCGAGGCUGCUAUUGAGGGCGAGGAGGCGCCGGAGGACGAGGGCGAGGAGAUGGGAGAAAACUUUGGUGACGGGCCGACUAUGGACGACCGGGGGGACGUCGAGUAUGGCGACGUGCCGGAAGACGACGAGGACGAGCCGGAUAAUGAGACGCAGCCGAUGGACGAGGACUAGGGCAGGAAGGUAGUCUCGGCAAGCGCAGUAUGCGCGACAACAUUUGCAUACAACAUCGACACGAUACCCAGCACGACACCGUCACCCGGCUCCAGACUCCACACCCUCCCCUGCGACAUCCUAUGCGACUUCUUCGGCGGCGUCGCCCCAGCAAGGCCCGCGCCCCUCUCCCCGCAUGUCGAGGAUUUUGAAGAAUCCGCACCCCUUCAUAUCGCCCGUCCGUGAUGGCGCCUGGCAUUGCCAGAAGUACACCAUGUCGUCGUCUACUACGCCGUUCGACACCGUCCCUGAAGCUCGCUGGACACCGAGGGCGGACCGCGCUUUGCCGCGCUGGUCGGCACGCAAGAGGCUUCUGUAAGCUUGUAGGGAUAUGUACGUACGUGGGGAGGCCGCAUUUACAGUGUGGUGUACCGAUGCGCGUGCCCGAAGGUUCGG
Messenger RNA from Cutaneotrichosporon oleaginosum, 921 nucleotides. RefSeq lists its product as uncharacterized. NCBI's taxonomy places the organism in Eukaryota, Fungi, Basidiomycota, Tremellomycetes, Trichosporonales, Trichosporonaceae. The record is from RefSeq and is a predicted model, not a curated record.